AUGCAGUUCAACAGACGACAUGGAGCCAAGCCAAAAAAGUUCAAGUCAAAUGAUUUUGUCCGCGACUUCCGCUCCGGACAACCCAAAUGGUCUCCCGGACAUAUGCUACGACGACACGGACAUACGCCAUACAACGUGUUAGUUCAAGGAUUCAUCUGGAAGCGCCACGUCAAUCAGCUUCGCCCACGUGACUCACUGGGAGAACCAAUUGAUCCCUCACAAGACUCAACUUCAGGGACGUCAUCUACACUACCGUUGUCUCCAAUGGCCGCAUUCACGGCAACGACGACGACAAUGACGACGACGACGACUGCACAACCAGCGCCUCCUUUCCUUGCACCGUGCCGUUCGACCCGCACUAGACGCCCUCCAGACUUCCUUCAGACUGACCCGUACGCCAAGUCAUACCAAGACCGUCAAUCUUAG
This is a messenger RNA of Haemonchus placei, 426 nucleotides long. The record is from the annotation of a GenBank genome assembly. NCBI's taxonomy places the organism in Eukaryota, Metazoa, Nematoda, Chromadorea, Rhabditida, Trichostrongylidae.